AUGCGGCCUGGGGAUGUGACAGAGAAAUCUCUAAUCCGGCCUGGGGAUGUGACAGAGAAAUCUCUAAUCCGUCCUGGGGAGGUGACAGAGAAAUCUCUAAUCCGGCCUGGGGAUGUGACAGAGACAUCUCUAAUCCGGCCUGGGGAUGUGACAGAGAAAUCUCUAAUCCGGCCUGGGGAUGUGACAGAUAAAUCUCUAAUACGGCCUGAGGAUGUGACAGAGAAAUCUCUAAUCCGGCCUGGGGAUGUGACAGAUAAAUCUCUAAUCCGGCCUGGGGAUGUGACAGAGACGUCUCUAAUCCGGCCUGAGGAUGUGACAGAGACAUCUCUAAUCCGGCCUGGGGAUGUGACAGAGACGUCUCUAAUCCGGCCUGGGGAUGUGACAGAGAAAUCUCUAAUACGGCCUGAGGAUGUGACAGAGAAAUCUCUAAUCCGGCCUGGGGAUGUGACAGAAAAAUUCUCUAAUCCGGCCUGGGGAUGUGACAGAGACAUCUCUAAUCCGAGACAAUCUCUAAUCCGGCCUGGGGAUGUGACAGAGAAAUCUCUAAUCCGGCCUGGGGAUGUGACAGAGACAUCUCUAAUCCGGCCUGGGGAUGUGACAGAGACGUCUCUAAUCCGGCCUGGGGAUGUGACAGAGAAAUCUCUAAUCCGGCCUGGGGAUGUGACAGAGAAAUCUCUGAUACGGCCUGAGGGAUGUAACAGAGAAAUAUCUAAUCCGGCCUGGGGAUGUGACAGAGAAAUAUCUAAUCCGGCCUGGGGAUGUGACAGAGAAAUCUCUAAUCCGGCCUGGGGAUGUGACAGAGAAAUCUCUAAUCCGGCCUGGGAUGUGACAGAGAAAUCUCUAAUCCGGCCUGGGGAUGUGACAGAGAAAUCUCUGAUACGGCCUGGGGAUGUGACAGAGAAAUAUCUAAUCCGGCCUGGGGAUGUGACAGAGAAAUAUCUAAUCCGGCCUGGGGAUGUGACAGAGAAAUCUCUAAUCCGGCCUGGGGAUGUGACAGAGACAUCUCUAAUCCGGCCUGGGGAUGUGACAGAGAAAUCUCUAAUCCGGCCUGGGGAUGUGACAGAGACAUCUCUAAUCCGGCCUGGGGAUGUGACAGAGACGUCUCUAAUCCGGCCUGGGGAUGUGACAGAGAAAUCUCCAAUCCGGCCUGGGGAUGGGUUGGAGAUUUUUUUCUGUCACGUCCUCAAGAUUAUUUUUCUCCCGUCAUACUAUUUUCGCAGAGUCCAGUUACCGAAUGAUUUAAAAUGUAUAUUGUGA
Messenger RNA from Pecten maximus, 1257 nucleotides. RefSeq lists its product as uncharacterized. The transcript has 2 exons. Bases 1 to 1257 code for a protein of 418 amino acids. The record is from RefSeq and is a predicted model, not a curated record. NCBI's taxonomy places the organism in Eukaryota, Metazoa, Mollusca, Bivalvia, Pectinida, Pectinidae.